AUGGCUACCAACAUCACUUGGCAUCAAAAUUUGACUUACGAUGAACGUAAGGAAUUGAGAAAGCAAUCAGGAUGCACUAUUUGGUUAACCGGCCUAAGUGCUUCAGGUAAAAGCACCAUUGCUUGCGCUUUGGAACAAUUACUGUUGAACAAAGGUCUAUCAGCUUACAGAUUGGAUGGUGACAAUAUAAGAUUUGGACUAAAUAAGGAUCUGGGUUUCUCUGAACAAGAUAGAAACGAGAAUAUCCGUAGAAUUUCAGAAGUUUCUAAGUUAUUCGCUGACAGUUGUUCAAUUGCCAUUACUUCAUUCAUUUCUCCAUACAGAAUUGACCGUGACAAAGCCAGAGAGUUGCAUAAAGAAGGUGCUUUAAAGUUCAUUGAAGUAUUUGUCGAUGUUCCAUUAGAAGUUGCAGAACAAAGAGAUCCUAAAGGUUUAUACAAAAAGGCUAGGGAAGGCAUUAUCAAAGAAUUCACUGGUAUCUCCGCUCCUUACGAGACUCCGCUCUCACCAGAAUUACAUCUUAGAACUGAUCAACAGUCAGUUGAAGAAUGUGCUCUUAAAAUCUAUGAAUAUCUAGUCAAGGAAAAGCUAAUUUAG
Kluyveromyces lactis is the source of this 597-nucleotide messenger RNA. RefSeq names its product adenylyl-sulfate kinase (gene MET14). Gene Ontology annotation, biological process: sulfate assimilation. Lineage: Eukaryota; Fungi; Ascomycota; Saccharomycetes; Saccharomycetales; Saccharomycetaceae. The transcript has a single exon. Bases 1 to 597 code for a protein of 198 amino acids. Gene Ontology annotation, molecular function: adenylylsulfate kinase activity; ATP binding. The record is from RefSeq and is a predicted model, not a curated record.